Messenger RNA from Prorocentrum cordatum, 1268 nucleotides. The record is from the annotation of a GenBank genome assembly. Lineage: Eukaryota; Dinophyceae; Prorocentrales; Prorocentraceae.
GCGAGCGGAAAGUCCAGCAAGAUUGACUAUCUUAUUAUCUCGGCAGGUUUUGGCAAGUGCGUGGAAUCAGUAGGGUUUCAGACCACCUCUGACAUUAAGACCCACGCCCCCGUUCGAGUGAAGUGUUUCGGGAAUGUGGCGUCUUUGCAGGCGCUCAGCUUCAUGAAGCCUCCAAAAAUCCCAGUUGAGCAGCCUGUGGGGCCCGCUUGCCAAACCAGGUCGGCAUAUCAGGUGUUAGACUGUGCGUGCAGAGGCUUGGAGAUGCUGCAGGACAGGCCGAAGAGAGGAUUGGUUCAGAAGCACUUGAACACUCUUUAUCAGGAGUGGGCCGACCUCGCCGAGAUCGAGGUUGCCGCGAGCCGUCGCAUCACCCUCCACCGGUAUGGCGCUCCGGGCAAGCUACCCAGGCUCAUGUGGGUCUCUGUGGCAGACAUGGACACUAACCGGAACCAGGUGCUGGACCCCUCCCUCUUUUCUUUUAGGCUCCGGGGCUUGAAACAUUGGCAGGCCUGGCUGCUAGACGGUAUUACCAAAGAAGGCAGGCGGGCGCACAGGUGGACUAAGGAGUGCAAGGCUUGGACGGCUACGACCACGCUUUCGCGACGCGGCCACAUCGUGUCGGACCCCCUGGCCCUGUUGGAGACGGAGGCCGCCCGGUUCUCAGAUAUGUGGUUGGCCGAUAGGCAGCCAGAUCGGAACCCCGAUCCCCUGGACGUCCUUGAUCCUUUGGAGGCUCUUACCCCGGAUCAGAUCCGCCAGGUAUCUCGCAGCUAUUCGACGCGCACUUGCAUUUCUGUCGACGGCUUCCACAUGCGCCACUUCGCCAGCACGUCGGACGAUUGCCUGACAGCGUUCAGCAUCAUGAUGCUGAUUUGCGAGGCUACAGGGCUCCUGCCGUACCACAUGCAAGUGCUCCAGAUGGCCCUCCUUUCCAAGCCACAAGGGGGCUUUCGGCCAAUCGGCCUCUUUAGCUCGUCUUACCAUCUCUGGGGUAGGGCCCGUCGGAGAUUGGCGUCCGCCUGGGAGCUGGAGAGUGCUAGAAGCUACCUGGCGGCUUCAACGUGCAAUGGGGCUUCGGACGUGGUCUGGAGGCAGUCGGUCCGGAGCGAGUCUGGGGUCAAGCGCGGCCAGGCGGCUGCUACGUUGCUUUGGGAUCUCCGGAAGUUCUACGAGAGCAUGCAGUUGCCCCUCUUAGAACAGCGAGCCCAUGCAUCAGGCUUCCCGGCGCAGAUUCUCCGCAUGCGCCUUUGCGCGUACCGUGGAGCAAG